This is a messenger RNA of Cololabis saira (Pacific saury), 3475 nucleotides long. It is a transcript of the gene birc2, whose product is annotated as baculoviral IAP repeat containing 2. Gene Ontology annotation, molecular function: cysteine-type endopeptidase inhibitor activity involved in apoptotic process; ubiquitin protein ligase activity. Gene Ontology annotation, cellular component: nucleus; cytoplasm. Gene Ontology annotation, biological process: negative regulation of apoptotic process; positive regulation of protein ubiquitination; regulation of cell cycle. The coding region runs from base 903 to 2828 and encodes 641 amino acids. NCBI's taxonomy places the organism in Eukaryota, Metazoa, Chordata, Actinopteri, Beloniformes, Belonidae. The record is from RefSeq and is a predicted model, not a curated record. The transcript has 13 exons.
UUAUCCGCUGACGUGACAUUAUUAAGAUAAUGGUCGGAGUUUGGGCUCUCUUUCGUUUCCGUGGUCACCGGAAGCGGAGGGCGGUGACGUCACCGCGGGAAUCCCCGGGACUUUCCGCGGGUCGCAGGUGUGAUCAGGUUCAUCUGACUGAAAACUAUAGAGGGAGUUUUUCCAUCCCUAAAAAGAUCAAAUACAUUUUAAUUGUUUUGUUUACCAUUCAAUUAUGGCCGCUUAGACACCCACAAAAGGGAUGUCCCAUAUGGGAGAGGGGUUUGAGAACACGUAUUUAGUGGUCUGUGUGUGCAUGUUUGUUUAAUCGUACAUUCCUGAGGUAUUUAUGUUUGUAUGCAAACUCAUAAACCAAAUGUUAAAGACGGAAGAGUUAGACAUGUCAUUACUUAAUGUGCAGGGCGUUGAAGUGGAGACUGAUCCUGGGUGAUCUCACACCCCUGUGAUGUCAAAGUUAUUCAUUUCAGGGUGUAUUUUAAUUACACAAUUUGAAAUACUCAUCCUUUUUUACUGCACAUGAUGUGUUAUGUUGGACAUUUAUCCAUUUAGACAGUCUGGAAAGAAAAUGAUGAAGUCUAGUUACGUGUUCAGCUUCAGAGGUUAAAGGGAAGUAAGGAGUUGCAGCUGCCUGCAGCAAUAAGCAGAAGGGGAAGCUGACAUGCAACAUAGUGGUCGGACUGGUAGUUUUACAUUUCUACAGAUCUUACUCGGAUUUAAAGCUCCAUUCUCAUCCGUCCCUUUUAAUUCAUUUGUGUAUUUUCAGUUUUACUGUGAGUAGUUCAUUCGAGUGUGAAUGUGUUUGUGUGGGAGUGUGAGACCUUGGGUUUUCUCAAACCCCUCUCUCUUUAAAGGACAUCUCUUUUUCCCUAUAACCACUUAACUAAAACCCACACAUGGAAACUCUCCUUCAACUAAAAAACAACCAGUUUUUGAUGGGGCUUUGUCGCAAUGGGCCUCCUCCUGACCUGCAGUACGACAACUCCUCAGAGCUCUUCCGCAUCUCCACCUUCGCUCGAUUCCCAGCGUCAGUCGUCACGGAGCGGAGUCUGGCGAGGGCCGGCUGGUUCUACACCGGCGUGGGCGACCGCGUGCAGUGUUUCCGCUGUAAUGUGACCGCGGAGGGCUGGCAGGCCGGAGACUGUCCCACGGAGAAACACCGGCAGCUCUCUCCCGCCUGCCCCUUCAUCCAGAGCCUCCCGUCCACCACCAACCUGCUCUCCUCCUCCCACUCCGCCUUCUCUCCGCUACGCAUCGCCCCGGCUGUACCGCUCUCCGGCCCCGCUGCUCCCAACCCGUCAGCCGGCCAAGGGGAGGACGCGGUGGGCUACCUGAACAUGGCCUUCUCCGCCCCGCUGCCAUCCAGCCCGCUGACGUCCCGUGGCGUGGAGGACAUGUCCCACCAGAGACCAACGUGCCACAUGCCCAGCAUGCGGCGGGAGCAGGACCGGCUGGACUCCUUCCACCCCUGGUCGCUGUCCAUCAUCACUCCCGCCGAGCUGGCCAAGGCCGGCUUCUACUACCUGGGACCGGGCGACCGGGUGGCCUGCUUCAGCUGCGGAGGACAGCUGAGCAACUGGGAGCCAGGGGACCGAGCCGUAUCCGAACACCAGAGGCAUUAUCCAAACUGUCGUUUCGUCCGGGGGGACAGAGCUGACAACGUCCCCCUAGCGGGGGCGGCAGCGACGGCAGCUCCAGCCGCCCCCUCCCAGCUGCCCCCGGGGGCCCCGGCCCUCAGCAGCGUGUCCAACCCGGCCAUGCAGCAGAGCGACGAGCGGCUGCUGACCUUCGUCAACUGGCCGUCUCGUAUCCCCGUCAGGCCCGAACAGCUGGCCAAGGCCGGCUUCUACUACGUAGGCAGAAACGAUGAUGUCAAGUGUUUCUGCUGCGACGGAGGCCUGCGAUGCUGGGAAUCUGGGGACGAUCCUUGGGUGGAGCAUGCAAAGUGGUUUCCCCGAUGCGAGUAUCUGCUGCAGGAGAAGGGGCAGGACUUUGUUCACCAAAUUCAGGCUCGAUUUCCUCGCUUGUUCGAGCAGCUUUUAACGAAUGGAGACAGCAGUUCCAGAGAGUUUAUGGAUCCGCCAGUGGUUCAUCUGGGUCCGGGAGAGGAGCGCUCCGAAGACGCGGUCAUGAUGAACACCCCCGUGAUCAAGUCCGCCCUGGAGAUGGGCUUUGAGCGCAGCCUCGUGAAACAGACGGUCCAGAGCAAGAUCCUGACGAGCGGAGAGAACUACCGCACGGUCCAGGAGCUGGUCUUAGACCUGCUGAGUGCUGAGGACCAGAAACGGGAGGAGGAGCGGGAGAUGCUCGCUGAGGCCAUGGCGUCAGAUGGUUUUACAUUCGUAAAGAGGCACCAGACAGCUUUGAUCCAGCGCCUGAAGAGCGUCGAGCCGGUGUUGGAACAUUUAAGAGAGCAAAAUGUGCUGACGGCGGAGGAGUACAGCGGCCUCCUGGCUCAGACGUCGCCGCAGCAGCAGACCGCCAGGCUGAUCGAGCUCAUCCUCACCAAGGGAAACGCCGCCGCCGAGGUUUUCCGCAACUGGAUCCAGAAAAAUGACGUCCACCUGCUCCGAGACCUCAUGGCUCAGUCAAAUGAAGCCUCCUCCCCGAGCCAGGACCUUUCAGCAGAUCUUCCGAUGGAGGAGCAGCUGCGGCGCCUGCAGGAGGAGCGGACCUGCAAGGUGUGCAUGGACAAAGAGGUCAACAUCGUCUUCAUCCCCUGUGGACACCUGGUGGUGUGUAAGGAGUGCGCCCCGUCCCUGCGAAAGUGCCCCAUCUGCCGAGGCCUGGUUAAAGGCACAGUCCGGACUUUCCUCUCAUAACAGCAGGCCGUGCCUGGAGCUUCGUGUCUCACCGCCGCGGUUGAGUGUAGACAAUAGUCUUAACAUCUGUCUUAACGAGCAGGAAGGUUGCCGCUCGGAUGUGAACGCUGACCUGUUCAAGUUUGCAGAGCUAUUUCUGAACUAUUCUAUAAAGUUUUCACAUGAGUUCUUUGUGUAUAUUUAUCAAACAUAAUAUAGUGAAAUGUUUGGAGAAUAAAUACAGUUUUUGUUAGUGCAAUCAUUUGUUUACAUCUGGACAAAAGUUUUGAAAAACCACACAAACAUUGGCUGCAUUAUGUUAAUAGUUGUGUUUAGAGACGGUGACAUUAUUGUCCAGUACUGAUUGUAAUUUUUGUCAAAGACGUGAAUCAACAGCCGUUAUUUUUAGAAGCCAGGUACAAGUUUGCAUCCACAGGCAGCUACUCAAAUUAAUAAAUAAUCAAUUGACUAAAUGAUUAUAAAAUGCAGCAGGUCAGAAUAAUUGAUUCCCAACAAAUCCCCAAAGAUUGUUUCUUCAAUGAGGUUGAUCUAAAUUAAGUCAUCAGACCUACGAUGAGGCUAAACGGGAUCUUCAUCACAGCAGGUCUCAUUCAUCCGCUGUAUAAUUGAAUGUCAUUCUGCAGAAAUUAAAACCUACAUGUAACAAA